Messenger RNA from Cervus elaphus (red deer), 3967 nucleotides. RefSeq names its product protein phosphatase 4 regulatory subunit 1 (gene PPP4R1). The coding region runs from base 128 to 3001 and encodes 957 amino acids. Lineage: Eukaryota; Metazoa; Chordata; Mammalia; Artiodactyla; Cervidae. Gene Ontology annotation, biological process: protein dephosphorylation. The transcript has 20 exons. The record is from RefSeq and is a predicted model, not a curated record. Gene Ontology annotation, molecular function: protein phosphatase regulator activity; protein binding.
CCGCCGCCCUCGGCCCGCCCCGCGCGUCCCCGCGGCGCCGCCCCCCGCGCGCGUCCACCGGCCGCCGCGCGCGCCGCCCCUGGAGCCCCGGGUCCCCGGGCGACGGCGGAGGAGGGGGCGCCGCAAGAUGGCGGACCUGUCGCUGCUGCAGGAGGACCUGCCGGAGGACGCGGACGGAUUUGGUGUGGAUGACUGCAGCUCAGAGUCUGAUGUGAUUGUUGUACCUUCAGCCCUGGACUUUGUCUCACAAGAUGACAUGCUGACGCCGCUGGGGAGACUGGACAAGUAUGCUGCGAGUGAGAACGUAUUUAACAGACAGAUGGUGGCCCGGAGUCUGCUGGACACGCUGAGGGAAGUGUGCGAUGAUGAGAGAGAGUGCAUUGCUGUUCUGGAAAGAAUCAGCAGAUUAGCUGAUGAUUCAGAGCCGACCGUGAGGGCAGAGCUGAUGGAGCAGGUGCCUCACAUUGCCUUGUUCUGCCAAGAAAACCGGCCAGCAAUCCCAUAUGCCUUUUCAAAGUAUUUGCUGCCCAUUGUGGUUCGAUAUCUCGCAGAUCAGAAUAACCAGGUAAGAAAAACGAGCCAGGCAGCUUUGCUGGCCCUGCUGGAGCAGGAGCUGAUUGAGCGCUUCGAUGUGGAGACCAAGGUGUGCCCCGUCCUCGUGGAGCUGACAGCCCCCGACAGCAACGACGACGUGAAGACGGAGGCCGUGGCCAUAAUGUGCAAGAUGGCCCCCAUGGUUGGCAAGGACAUCACGGAACGUUUGAUCCUCCCUCGGUUUUGUGAGAUGUGCUGUGACUGCAGAAUGUUUCAUGUCCGAAAGGUCUGUGCCGCCAAUUUUGGAGAUAUUUGCAGCGUCGUCGGCCAGCAAGCUACUGAGGAGAUGUUGCUGCCCAGGUUUUUCCAGCUCUGCUCGGACAAUGUGUGGGGCGUCCGCAAGGCCUGCGCGGAGUGCUUCAUGGCUGUUUCAUGUGCCACGUGUCAAGAGAUUCGACGGACUAAACUGUCAGCACUCUUUAUUAAUUUGAUCAGUGAUCCUUCACGUUGGGUUCGGCAAGCAGCUUUCCAGUCUCUGGGACCUUUCAUAUCUACAUUUGCUAAUCCAUCUAGCUCGGGCCAGUAUUUUAAAGAAGAAAACAAAAGCUCAGAAGAUAUAUCAGUAGAAGACAAAAAUAGGAAUUAUCUUGAUACUUUCACUCUCUUUCCCAAACGAAGCAAUGAAAGGACCAGGGGUGAAGACGCUGCAGAGGACGUAGAGACCAGGCCCACUGUGGGUGAUUGCAGUGUCCGCCUGGAAGACACGCUGGCAGACGGCGCGGAGAGCCCGAGGCAGCCGCCCGGUGAACUGGGCGCUCCCGCGGAGAGCUCCUCACCUCUCCGGUCGUCCCCGGAGCCUCCCCCGUUGUCCCCGGAGCCUCCCCCAGACGCGGCUGGCAGCAAAGAGGAGCAGGAGCCCUGCGCCUGCAGGUUAGCGUCCCGGCCAGAAGCGGGCACCGGUGCACAGGACUCAGCUCCCCUGGACCAGGAGCUGUACAACUCCUUCCACUUCUGGAGGACUCCUCUCCCCGAGAUAGACCUGGAUGUGGAGCUGGAGCAGGGCUCCGCGAGCGAGCCCGGCCCACAGAGGCUGGACGUGGAGCCCGAAGUGCCCGCCUCCAGCUCUACCAGCAUCACCAUGGCUACCAGGAAGGAGCUGGAGGAGAUGAUAGAAAACCUGGAGCCUCACAUUGACGACCCCGACGUGAAAGCGCAGGUGGACGUCUUGGCUGCUGCCCUGCGCGCCUCCAGCCUGGAUGCCGGCGACGAGGCUGGCGAGGCCGCCCGGAGGACCCCCCAGGACGAGCUCCCCAGCUGCCGGCUUGACCAUGACACCGCUGGGCCUUUGAUCAGUGAGGAGACCAUGGACUCUGCCCUCCACUACAUUCACAAUGACUCAGACUCAGGCACCAGCAGUGGUUUCAGCCCUGAUGAGGAAAGGAGAGCUAAAGUCCAGGACGUGGUGCCCCAGGCCCUGCUUGACCAGUACCUGUCCAUGACCGACCCCUCACGGGCACAGACCGUGGACACCGAGAUCGCCAAGCACUGUGCCUACAGCCUGCCGGGCGUGGCGCUGACGCUCGGCCGCCAGAACUGGCACUGCCUGCGCGAGACCUAUGAGACGCUGGCCUCGGACAUGCAGUGGAAGGUUCGAAGAACGUUAGCUUUCUCCAUCCACGAGCUUGCAGUCAUCCUGGGAGACCAGCUCACAGCUGCAGACCUGGUCCCAAUUUUUAAUGGAUUUUUAAAAGACCUCGAUGAAGUCAGGAUAGGUGUCCUGAAGCACUUGCACGACUUUCUGAAGCUUCUGCACAUUGACAAAAGAAGAGAGUAUCUGUAUCAGCUUCAGGAGUUCUUGGUGACUGACAACAGUAGAAACUGGCGCUUCCGAGCCGAGCUGGCUGAACAGCUCAUCUUGCUCCUGGAGCUGUACAGCCCCCGGGAUGUGUACGACUACCUGCGCCCCAUCGCCCUGAACCUCUGUGCAGACAAGGUGUCCUCCGUGCGCUGGAUCUCCUACAAGCUGGUCAGCGAGAUGGUGCGCAAGCUGCAUCAGGCGGCGCCGCCCACCUUCGGGGCGGACCUCAUCCAGGAGCUGGUGGAGAGCUUCGGCCGCUGCCCGCGGUGGUCUGGGCGGCAGGCCUUCGUCUUCGUCUGCCAGACCGUCAUCGAGGACGACUGCCUACCCAUGGACCAGUUCGCCGUGCACCUGAUGCCCCACCUGCUCACCUUGGCGAACGACAGGGUUCCCAACGUGCGCGUGCUGCUCGCGAAGACGCUGAGACAGACUCUGCUGGAGAAAGAGCACUUCCUGACCUCCGCGAGCUGCCACCAGGAGGCCGUAGAGCAGACCAUCAUGGCUCUGCAGAUGGACCGCGACAGUGACGUCAAGUACUUCGCCAGCACCCACCCGGCCAGCACCAGGAUCUCCGAAGACGCCCUGAGCACAGCCUCCUCCACCUACUAGUUGGCGUGGUCCCGGGGGCCUCCCACUCCCGGGGAGCCGAGGUCCCGCUGGUGCCCACGUGUGGCCGGGGACAGCCUUGGGGCCCGUCCUCCCGCGACACUCGGCUGCAGGUGCAAGUUGCCUACACCGAUUCCAGGGAUUCUCAGAGUCAAGAGAAAGUAUAGUCAACGCGGUUGUCUCGUCUUGACUUGAAGGGAAAACACUUUUCUCAGAGGAUUAUAAUCAUCACCGAAGCCUUAAAUCCUUCCGUCUUCCUGACUGAAUGAAACUUGAAUCGCCCAGCGUUCUCCUCGGAAGGGAUGCGACGCCGAGGCCCCUUUGCUUCCCGCUGGUUGAUCUCACCACCGCAAGACCGCGGAGACGGAAGUGCAGCCAGAAGGCGGAGACCGCCAGCCGGGCUGGGCCGAGACUGCCAGCACCAGGCCUCGCCAUGUCCACGAGGGCAGGGCCCUGCGGAGGCUGUGGCCGCCGCCCUGUCCAGCCCGAAGUGUGACUAGUUUAGCCGUGCAUAAACAGGGAGGAGAUAUUUUUUGGAUUUCUCCUGAGGGCUCAAUGCUAACACUACGUGGAGCUGAUUGUGACUCUUAAAUGCAGCAUAUUGCUGUGCAUACUCACAGAGUCUGCCGAGCGUCUGUGUCCUGGUUUCUUCAUGCUGGUCAUGACCCGGAGGAAAUUUAUUAGCACGUAUUCUGUAUGUCAGGUGUUUUUAACUUGAUCAUGAUCGGCUCUGAGGUGCAACUUGUCUCACAUACUGUAUACCCCCGUGCCCCCGGGGAGGGCCGCAGUCUGUAAUCAUGCUCUUGGACUGUUGUGCACAAGUUCUCUUGUCCAAAUAAAAUUUAUUACUAAGAUCUAUACAGAGAUGGACACACUUCUGACUGCUUUCUAGAAUAAAUGCAAUUUGUGACCUGUAUUAAUGAUUUUAGUAUAAAAUGGGAAAACUGGAUUAAAAUAUUUGUCUUUUAA